GUCCUCAGAUAGUGUUCCCUACUCCUUCAAAUGGUACUUCUCCGUGACGGAAAACUACGAGGUCUCUGCUGAUCUGAGGACUUUGCACAUGAAAAUCACAGGGACAUCCUGGCAAACAGACAAAUCAAGAAAAACACCCUGGGCUUGAUGGUAGGGACCCGGAGGGGUUGAUGGUAGGGUUCCGGAGGGCUUGAUGGUAGGGGUCCUGGAAGUCUCCAGGCCAGGCAGGUCCUCAGUAACUCCAGAGGACCUUAUGGGAAAAGAAAGCGGUUGCCUGAGCAAGACAAGACUGAAGGCUCAUAUACAGAUCUGUAGGUCAGCUAACAUUUAAUCACCAAAUGGCCCCACCUUAUCUUCUGAGCCCCAAACCACCUUUCCAUACACAUAACUCCUGCUGCAUAGUGGCCCCUUUUGACAUCUUAUCAAUAUUUCCUUUUCCAGGCUAUUCUUAACAUUCAUUUAAACCUGCUUUGCUGGAUAAUAUUCCCAGUUUUUCUGUUUUGUUUGGUUUGGUCUGGAGGAUUAUCACUUGUAUGUUAAGAAAGUGUGUAAUAUUUUUCAUAUAUCUUCCAAUGCUUAAAGGGUACUUCAGUAUAAACAUGGUAUUCUUUGUUUUUAAGUAUACCACAGGAUAUUGGUAAUAUGUCACCUACCUGUUUGUAUCAACAAUGUUUUUGGGCUUUUUCCUCCCACCCACUCUCCUAGAAAAAUCACUCUGUGAAGUAAUAUCUUAAGAUUUAUUUUUGAAGUGACAGCUUUCAGGGCUUCUCUUCAGCCUAAAAUUUCCAAACACAAAACUUUGUGGAAGCAGUGUAAGGCAAACACAAUGUAUUAUUUAGUCUCUACUGUGAAAUGUUGAUUUUAGUGCCUUUUUUCCCCUUAUUUUUCAGCUGUUAAUGAAAGGAAUGAGUGAUAUUUAGAAAGCAUCAAAUUUGGCCGGGCACAGUGGCUCACGCCUGUAAUCCCAGCACUUUGGGAGGCCGAGAAGGGUGGAUCACGAGGUCAAGAGAUCAAGACCAUCCUGGCAAACAUGAGUUUCAGUCUUGUUACCCAGGUUGGAGUGCAGUGGCGCAAUCUCACUCACUGCAACCUCUGCCUCCCAGGUUCAAGUGAUUCUCCCAUCUCAGCCUCCCGAGUAGCUGGGAUUACAGGUGAUCCUGGUGGAGAAGGUGGAGUAUGGUGAGCUGCUUGCUAAGGACAGCCAGGCAACAUCAUGUUUGUGAAGAUGUGCUCCACCUUCUCCUCUGUGCAUCCCAGCUCCUCUUGCUGAAACAGCUGAGCUUGCUAUUUGGAUUUCUUAGACUCCUGGCCUCCAAGAGACGCCUCUAAGGACAAACUGACCUUACAUUGGGAACUUUAUUAUCCAGAUCCUCAUAGGCUUUGUCCACUCUGGAUUGCUUUUUGCAACAGUUCUUAGGAAGCAAGAUUGUCUCCUGCACCGGUAUCUGCCUGUGUUUGCUUUUACCUACUUUGAGCAAGACCCAGUGAGGCCCUAGCUCUGUUGGUCCUGAAAAGUCUGAACCCUGAGGCUGUUUCUCCUGCCUCCAAAGUGCAUUUGUAGGAAAUAAGAAGCACAGAAACAGUGGAAACAACCAGGAGGAGAAACAAGAAAACCUAAAAUUUUCAAUAUUCAAAAAUACCUGUCAUGGUGGUUGAUGCAGAGAACACUGAUUUCACCAAAGAGCUUUGUAAUUUUGGACCAGAGAACAGCUUUGCUACAGGAACUGAUAUGUUUUGUCUUUCUGGCCUAGUCAAGGGAGGAUAAGUAAGUAUCUGGGGCAUGCAAGGAAUGCACUCUUGGGCUGUUUUGCUUGUAUCUGACUCACCCCUGACUCUCCAGUGAAGCAGAAAGGAAGAAACCUCACACCACCCAGGCGUGGCCAGACUUUGGCCAUUAUUGUGAAUCCCCAGGAGUUACCACAGGCCCUUCCCAAAUAUAUAUUUAAUCUUGUGGUUCAAAUAAGCUUUUGGCUCACAUCUAGGCACAUCAUAAAGAACGCUGUAGAAGAGGUGACAUGAUGAGGCGGGAAGAGGAGGAAGAAGAGGAAACCAUGAUGAAGGCAAAAGGGGACUUAGAGAUGAAGGAAGAGGAAGAGAUUAGUGAGACAGGAGAACUCGUUGGCCCUUUUGUGAGUGCUAUGCCCACUCCAAUGCCCCACAACAAGGGCACCCGGUUCUCUGAGGCAUGGGAGUAUUUCCACCUAGCCCCUGCUCGUGCUGGGCACCAUCCCAACCAGUAUGCUACCUGCCGCCUGUGUGGCAAGCAGGUGAGCCGUGGCCCUGGAGUCAACGUGGGCACCACUGCACUGUGGAAGCAUCUGAAAAGCAUGCACAGAGAGGAGCUGGAGAAGAGUGGCCAUGGUCAGGCUGCGCAGCGCCAGGAUCCAAGGCCCCACACGCCCCAGCUCCCCAUGGGCAUUGAGGGUGACUGGGGCAGGUUCCUGGAGCAGGUGGGCACCAUGGCUUUGUGGGCCAGCCAAAGGGAAAAGGAGGUGCUUAGGAGGGAAAGGGCAGUGGAAUGGCGGGAGAGGGCUGUGGAAAAAAGGGAGCGAGCCCUGGAGGAGGUGGAAAGGGCCAUCCUGGAGAUGAAGUGGAAGGUGAGGGCUGAGAAGGAGGCAUGCCAGCAGGAGCUGCCUGCAGCAGUACAUCCCUUCCAUUUUGUUUAAAUUGGGCUUGGAGAAUCUAUUCUGAAAACAUUGGCUCUAGACUUGUAAAAAAUAGCCAUUUUGGUUUCAACUCAAAUGUAAAGCAAAGUAGUUUAGUGACAUUUUGCUUUUAUGUGAAAUACUGCACAGUAUGAGUUAAUCUGAGCAAGUCUGAAUUGCCCAAAUGCUUAUCUACGAGGUUCCUAGAGCUCUGCUGACCCUUGGCUGAAACUCUAAAAUGUACCUAUUAAAGAUAAAUGCUUUUACCAAAGUAAAACUCUGUGAGUUGUUUCAGGGCAGAAUGUACCAGCCAGUCAGCAUUGUUUAACAAAAUAAUCAGAUUUUUGCCCAGCACUCGGUUUUGGUGGAGCUGACGAUUUUGAGGGCUGAGGCUGGUUAGGUAGCUGGAAUGUGCCUAUGUGACCAGCUCACUUGCAGACACCCUGCUGGAAGCAGAGCUUAAUCUUCCUAGGACUGAGGUCUUAGCACAUGUACUGGUGGAGCUUCCAGACCACCAGUAUUAAUAAAAGCUUGUUCUGCGUGACCUAGCAAGUGGAAGGACAAAGAAUUGUGAGCCUCAGAUCUCUGGGCCCUUCCAAUGCAUAUCUUUCUCCUGUUAUUGCUGCGAUGUAUUUUCUUGCUUAUAUUAAAGUUGUUUCAUCAAUAUAA
Symphalangus syndactylus (siamang) is the source of this 3314-nucleotide messenger RNA. RefSeq names its product zinc finger BED-type containing 2 (gene ZBED2). NCBI's taxonomy places the organism in Eukaryota, Metazoa, Chordata, Mammalia, Primates, Hylobatidae. The record is from RefSeq and is a predicted model, not a curated record. Gene Ontology annotation, molecular function: DNA binding.